CGCACCUGGGGUCUAGUCCGCCCGCGGAGUCAGAAGGGUGCGCGCGACCUAGGGCGGCGCGGUGGGAGGUGCACCAUGCCGGGGAUGGUGUUGUUCGGCCGGCGCUGGUCCCUGGCCAGCGACGACCUGGUGUUCCCCGGGUCUUUCGAGCUGUUCCUGCGUGUGCUGUUGUGGAUUGCCAGUCUGACUUUGUAUCUUGUGCACAGAAGGAAGCUGGACUGUCCUGGUGGAGUCUUGCUCAGCACUUACCUGAUUGUUCUCCUUGUUCUCCUGGCGGUCAUCAUAUGCACUGUGUUGGCCAUGGUGUGCGUCAGCAUGAGAGGAACCAUUUGUAACCCUGGACCUCGGAAGUCUAUGGCUAAGCUGCUUUAUGUCCGUCUGGCGCUCUUCCUGCCAGAGAUGGUCUGGGCUUCUCUGGGGGCCAUCUGGGUGGCAAAAGGUAUCCAAUGUGACAAGACAGUUUUGAUUGGCAUCAUCACCACCGUCAUUGUCAGUUGGAUUGUCAUGGCUACCACCAUGGUCACUAUCGUCUUUGUCUUUGACCCGCUGGGUGGGAAGAUGACUCCACACCCCCCAGGCUGCCCCGAACACCUGGACAGUAACAACUCAAGUCAGUUAUUGACUGGCCUGAAGACAGCUGCCAAGAGUGUGUGGGAAACCAGAGUGAUGUUCUGCUGCUGCUGCGUGGGGCAGGAUGAUAACGCCAGAGUCGCUUUCUCCAGCGCGGCUGACCUUUUCUCCACCUACUUCUCUGACACAGACCUGGUGCCCAGUGAUAUUGCAGCAGGCUUCACCCUUCUCCACCAGCAACAGGACAAUAUCAACAACAGCCUGGAGCCUCGGGAGGUCAUCACCCACUUUCCAGGGCAGUCUCAGGAAGCUGACUUGGAUGCAGAAGUGGAAAACUGCCAUCACUUCAUGCCGUUUGCAGCAGCUGCCUAUGGAUGGCCCCUCUACAUCUAUAGAAACCCGUUCACCGGGCUGUGCAGGAUCGGUGGCGACUGUUGCAGAAGUAGAGAGACAGAGUAUGAUGCAGUCGAAGGGGACCAGCACAACUGCCACUUUGCCUCCAUCCUGAAGACAACCGGGCUGCAGUACAGGGACUUCAUUCAUAUAAGCUUUCAUGACAAGGUAUAUGAGCUGCCCUUUAUCGUGGUUCUGGAUCACAGGAAGGAGGCCGUUGUGGUCGCUGUGAGAGGGACCAUGUCUCUCCAGGAUGUCCUGACUGACCUGUCUGCAGAGAGCGAGAACCUUGAGCUGGAUAUUGAGCUGCAGGACUGUGUGGCCCACAAGGGAAUUGCUCAAGCAGCCAGAUACGUUUACCGCAGACUGGUCAAUGAUGGGAUUCUGAGCCAAGCCUUCAGUAUUGCUCCGGAGUAUCGGCUCGUUCUGGUGGGACACAGCCUAGGAGCUGGAGCUGCAGCCCUGUUAGCCAUCAUGCUUCGAAGGGCCUACCCACAAGUCCGCGCUUAUGCCUUCUCCCCGCCCAGGGGGCUCCUGAGCAAAUCCCUUUAUGAGUACUCUAAGGACUUCAUUGUGUCACUUAUCCUAGGAAUGGAUGUGAUUCCCAGGUUAAGCGUGACCAACAUGGAGGAUCUGAAGAGAAGGAUCUUGCGAGUGAUUGCUAACUGCAACAAGCCGAAGUACAAGAUCCUGCUGCACGGCUGUUGGUAUGGACUGUUUGGCGGAAGCCCUGAUAACUCUCCGACUGAACUGGAUGAGGGCAACCAGGGAGCCCUGACUCAGCCUCUUCUUGGGGAGCAGAGCCUGCUGACACGAUGCUCUCCAGGCUACAGCUCCAGCGACUCCCCACUGGACUCUCCCACCAAAUACCCACCUCUGUACCCACCCGGCAGGAUCAUCCACCUGGAAGAAGAGAGUGGCUCAGGGAGGUUUGGCUGCUGUUCCGCUGCCCGGUACAGGGCUAGGUGGGCACAUGAAGCAGAAUUUGGCAAGAUCCUGAUAGGCCCAAAGAUGCUGACUGACCACUUGCCUAACAUCCUGAACCAGGCCCUGGACAGAGUGGUGGCCGACAACACAGCCUGUGUCUCCUGCCCAGGGCAAGGUGGCUCUCAGGCAGCUGUGGCUUAACCCCCUCUACUGGACACUGCCCAACACAAUGGGUUUGCGCCUUUUUUUUCCUCUUAGACUGAAUGUGAGUGGCUUCUGUGAGGCUGGUAUGGUGGCACUCAUCAACAGAAAGCUGAUGGGUCCAAGUAUAAUGGGCAUCAUUAUGACCAUACAAUUUAUAGAAACUCUUUCCCCCAGACAGGGUUUCUGUGUGUAGCUCUGGCUGUCCUGGAACUCAAUGUAGACCAGGCUGGCCUCUAACUCAGAUCCAACUGCCUGGGAUUAAAGGUGUGCAACACCGCUGAUGGCCUAUAGAACCAUUUUUGCCAUAGUAUUAACAGGAUCAGGAGUUGGGACCAUGCACAAGUGUUGACUUCUGGGACAGCUCAUGGAGCAAGCCUCCUCUCCCCCACCCCUCAAGAACUCCACAUCUGAAGACCCUGGGUGGAUCUCUAGCACCCCACCCCCGCUAGGAUCCCAUCCUGCUGUUUACAUGAGUCUGAACUUAAGACGAUGAUAAGUGUGCACUUUAUAUUCCUUACUGUCAUUCUUAAUGCGGCACUAAGGGCAGCCAGAGCUUCCUAUGUGCCCAGCACUGCGGCUCCUCAUUUAUACAACAUGAAUCAAUGUCCAACUUUGAUGUAUGCUUACUUCUCACAUUAUUCUAGAUCUGGAGCCAGGUGUUGGGCUCAGAGGGAAUUUUUUAAAAUAAAGUAAUUGAUACACCA
Molecule: messenger RNA, 2798 nt
Organism: Mesocricetus auratus (golden hamster)
Lineage: Eukaryota; Metazoa; Chordata; Mammalia; Rodentia; Cricetidae
Gene: Daglb
Product: diacylglycerol lipase beta
Exons: 15
Coding region: 76-2091 (671 amino acids)
Biological process (GO): lipid metabolic process
Source: RefSeq, a predicted model, not a curated record